This is a messenger RNA of Ilyonectria robusta, 1728 nucleotides long. RefSeq names its product general substrate transporter. Gene Ontology annotation, cellular component: membrane. Bases 53 to 1639 code for a protein of 528 amino acids. The transcript is spliced from 5 exons. The record is from RefSeq and is a predicted model, not a curated record. NCBI's taxonomy places the organism in Eukaryota, Fungi, Ascomycota, Sordariomycetes, Hypocreales, Nectriaceae. Gene Ontology annotation, molecular function: carbohydrate:proton symporter activity. Gene Ontology annotation, biological process: carbohydrate transport; transmembrane transport.
CAUUCCAACACCUUUUCAAUUAACCUCUUCGAUUAAGCCAGCUCCUACAACGAUGCUAGGGACAUACUCUAUCAGGAUUAACGGUGCCGACUGUGGCGCCGAGGCGCUCCUGUUGGCCGUGAUUACCUCUAUCGGAGGAUUCCUCUUCGGCUAUGACACCGGCCAGAUCUCAGGCAUGCUCCUCUUUGAGGACUUUAUGAAACGGUUUGGACAAGUGCAUGACGACGGUACCAUUUAUUGGAAGUCUAUCAUCAAAUCCCUUCUCGUCUCCCUCAUGAGUCUUGGAUGCCUCGUCGGUGCUCUGUCAUCUUCAUAUACCUCGGAUUGGUUUGGCCGCCGCAAGAGCAUGUCACUUGCGGUUCUUGUUUUCGUCAUCGGAAACAUCAUCCAAAUCACAGCAAUGGAAUCCUGGGUCCACAUGACCAUCGGCCGCAUUAUCGCCGGACUCGGUGUUGGCAGUCUUUCCGUCGGAGUCGCCGUAUUCCAGAGCGAAACAUCACCCAGGGAGAUUAGAGGCGCAGUCGUUGCGUCCUACCAGUUCAUGAUCAGUCUGGGCAUCCUUAUUUCGAAUAUCGUCAACUACGGAGUCCGAGAAAUCCAGGAGUCUGAUUCCUCGUGGCGUGUCGUAAUUGGUCUAGAGAUGGCCUUUUCUCUUCCGCUUGGUCUCGGCAUCCUCUUUGUUCCGGAAUCGCCCAGAUGGCUUGCGGGAAGGGAUGACUGGGAGGGCGCCCGCCUAUCCUUCGCCCGACUUCGAGGAAAGAAGCACGACCUGAACAAUGCCAUUUUAGAACAGGACAUGCAAGAAAUGAAGACGUUGAUCGAUGAGGAGCAUAAAGCUGGCCAGGGUACUUGGGCCGAGUGUCUUGUCCCAAACAGCGGGAUUCCUAAGCUCGUUUACCGCACACUCCUUGGAACGGCUGUCCAGUUUUUGCAGCAGUGGACAGGAGUCAAUUAUUUCUUCUACUAUGGGGCCACUAUCUUUCAAUCUGCAGGCAUAGACGACCCGAUUAUGAUGCAACUCAUCUUGGGUGCUGUCAAUGUGGCCAUGACUGUCCCUGGCAUCUACAUGACAGAGCGUGUAGGCCGCCGAUGGCCUCUAUUCCUUGGCGCUUUAUGGCAGACAGCAUGGCUUCUGGUAUUUGCUUCAGUUGGCACGGCCAUUGACCCAGCGGAGAGUCGAGCCGUUGGUAUCGUUAUGAUCGUCUCAGCUUGUUUGUUCAUUGCCUCUUUUGCUAUGAGCUGGGGCCCACUUGGAUGGGUUGUCGUCGGCGAGCUUUUCCCUCUUCGCACGCGUGCCAAGCAGGCAUCUCUUGCAACUGCGAGCAACUGGCUUGGAAAUUUCAUGAUCAGUUUCCUCACGCCUUUUGCCGACGACGGAAUCUCGUACUCUUUCGGUUAUGUUUUCGCUGGCAUGAACUUCCUUGCUGCUCUCAUCACUUGGUUCUUCCUUUAUGAGACCCGCACACUGAGCCUUGAAAACAUUGACCAGAUGUACAGCCACCCAACCCUCAAGGCCUGGAACAGCGCGAAGUGGACACCCCCAGGUUAUAAAACUCGCAAAGAGCGCGACGAGGCAUACGUCCAUCACGUUGGCAACGAAACUACAUCUGAGAAGCUUGGUCAGAGUGACAGCUGCUGAGUGCUCAAACAAUUACGGUAUAUAAGAUUGAUAUAGGUUGUUACAAAUUGGUUAUUAUUGCGCUACAAUACAUUGGAAGUGCCUCUUUG